AACUUUCAUUUAAGUUAUAUCAUUUCCGGUUGUGUAAACUAUGGAAUGAAUUUAUGAAUGAAUGUCAAAAGCAUGAUGAGAAACGUUGUUGCUUUGAUAAAUAGCAAUGAAAUGGAAUGUUUUAAAUACUAGAAUUUUCUAGGCUGGUUACUUGAGGCGUUUCAAAAUGUCCACAGCGAGAGAAAAAGCAAAGACUAUCGUCGGUAACCUCAUAUCAACUCUGGAUAAGAAGGGCAUUCGUGUGUUGGCAGUCGAUUUUGAUCAAACUUUAAUAAAGAUCCACUCAGGGGGAGUAUGGAAGGAUUCCACGGACAAUCUUGCAAAGCAUGUCCGUUCUUGUAUGAAGGAUCUUCUUGAAGUUGCACUUCAGCGGGAAAUGAUCGUUUGUAUUGUCACGUUUCAUUCCCAGCCCUGGAUUAUUCGAGAACUGCUGAAAAAGCUGCUGAAAAAGGAUUCAGAAAAGAUUUACGUACAAGCCAACACAAUAGAGUUCCGUGAGAGACACAACUAUGAAUAUCUGGGAAAAGAGGCCCACAUCACUGCAGUCUUGACAGAAGUUUACAACCGGGAAAAAGUCAUCAUUAAACCUCAUGAAAUUGUGCUGUUUGAUGAUGACCCGGAUAACGUAGACACAGCACUGAAAUUUGGACAUUGGGCGUUCCAGAUCAAGGAGGACGUCUCCUAUCAGACAUUUGAGGAAUACUCCCAGAUGUUGGCACUACAAGACAAGCCACCAGGGGCAAAAGGGAAGACAAAGUAGGAGAGGUUUGAGAGAUUUUGCAGUGUCGGACUCGGAACUUUGUUGUACUGCUUUAGAGUUUUUGAUAUUAUAUUACUGUUGAUAUUGUACUCACUUUUUGCCCUCGUUGUUAUCUGUUACCAUGGUUACAGGUUGUCCAUUUAAAUAAAUCUUCUGUGUAUGUUUUUUUUCUGAAUAUCACACAUAUUUGUAAACCUGUUUUUGAUGUAGAUUGUUGUCAAUAUAUUGAUUAAUAUUUUUGGAGAUAAGUGUAUAAUCUAAUCCUAAUCCACCCCCCUCCCCCCCAAAAAACAAAAAAAACAAUCACAUAUGAAUUAAUUGUACCUGUAGAUGGGGUUUGUUCAGAUCAAAACUAAGGAGUUGUGGCUCAAGUAGUCUAUAAACAAAUAAUGCUGUUUAUAUUUUAUGGUUAUUUUAUGUAUUGUUGAAAUAUCCAUUGUUAGAUGUUGCAAAUGUUAAAGAUUGGUCCAUUUGGAAAGUUGUUUUCAAAAUUUAAAAGAUGUGAAUCACAACCGGUGAGGUUUGAAAAUUCUCUCUCUCUCUCUCUCUCUCUCUCUCUCUCUCAACACUACAUUUACAGUUUGAUAUUUUGGUGGUUUUUUUAAAAUUGUUUUUAACACCUCAUAAAAACAGUCAUUAGGGGAUUUUUUUCGACUAUGAAUAUACUUGAUUUGAGUUCAGAGCACUUUUGAGGCAUUGCAGUACUUAAUCAUUUGAAUGCUUGUGUUAGUAUUCAAUGUCCGCAUGUCAAAUUAUAAAAAAAAGUUUUCCCCUUGAAAUCUCUAUGAGUUUAGAUCACUGCGUGUAUUUUUCUAGCUUUGUUAAUUUUUUUACCUCUAGAAAAUCAUAAACACAUAAUGGAGAUAAUAUAUAUCCUGUAAUUUCCAUAUACAGAGCUAUAAGCUAUUGGCUAGCAAUCUUAUAUGUAGGUAUUAUACUUGUGUACCAGCACUUGAGCAAAAUCUGUAAAAUCGUAUGCACAUGAAAAAGUGAAGUCUCAGCAACAGGACCUCAGCCCUCUCCUUGCAAUUUUUUUUGUGUAUUUCAUUUUCAUAAGUAUUGUGUCCAUACCUACAUUUAUAAGUCAACUGAUUAAUGAUUACUUUCUGAUGAAUAUGAUAUAAUCUUUGAUAUUUUAACAGGAACUUAACACUUGUGGUAAAGUCAAAGUUUACAUUAACCAAUUCAAUGUUGUGUGCCAAUGUUUUGUCUAGUCAGAAAUAGUUUCAGUGUAAAACAUCUGAAAAUUUUGCAUUCAGCUUUUUAAUUAGAUGAAAUAUAUUUUUCUCAGAUAACAGUGUGUCCAAGUCAUUUGUUAUAAGUAAACUUUAUUUACAACAGAGUCAUGUUCAAAUUGUGUCAUCUUUUAAAUUAGUUUUCCUUCAAUAAAUAUUGACCAUAAAUUGCAGUGCAUCAUGAUUAAAAUCCAGGGUAUUUGCAUUACGGAUAUUAAUUAUUUUCACUCCAAUAAAAGGUUUGUGACAUUUUUUAAAUGAAUGUAGAUGGAAUUUUUCCAGAUUUAUCAGUAUGUGUAUAUUUGUUGUUAUUUAACAUUUUGGUUUUGGAAUCUCUUUGUUUUGAUUACUGCUGUCAUUGUGUGAUUUUUGUGUAGUUUUUACAUAACAAUUCUCACGUAUGCUUAUAUACUGUAUAUGUACACAUAUGAUAUUUUAUUUUUGUUUGAAGAGGAAACAGGUGCUUGAUAUUACAGUCAGAUUUAGAUCAGAGCUAUUUUAACAGAAAGGUUGCAGUCUGAGGUCAGGACAGAGUUAAAGAAGGACCAGGAGGGGGGUGGGGGGGGUUGCAGGGUUGUAGAUACAUCCAUUCUUUUUUUUAUUAUCAAAAAAAGCAAAGUCAUGUAUUGAAUCUCAUGAGGAGGAAUCUUAAAACUUCUGUUGGUUUGGGGACAUCGAUACUUUGCAACAGUUGGUUUGGGUUUUUUUAAUCAUCUUAGUUAUUUUCAUAAUGAAAUUUUCUAAAUUCAACUCUCUAUUUGAUACCAAUUUCAUUAAAUGUGCACCAUCUUUAAUAGAUAUGAAUUCUGAAUGUUAAAACCACCUGAAUUUGUUUAAAUCCACUCUGCUUCUUAUGUAUGAAGACAUAUCCACUAAUCAUUGAAAGAAAUCCUGAUUUUCAUGUUGAAAUAAUGAGAGAGAGAGAGAGAGGGGGAAUUGUUUAUAAGGAGAUAGAAGAGGGUUUUAUGUAGUUGUUUGUGGACUGAACGUUGACUGAGUUUUUCCCCGCAUUUUAUCAAUACAACUUGCAGACCUCUUUGUAGUUCACUGUGUAAUGAAUGUGUCUACACUCAUUGUUCUAAAUGUUUUGUGUGCCAAACACUGGGAUAUAUAUAUAUCCAACUGACCCAGUCUUCUGGACUUGAAUCAUCUUUGUGUGCUGGUCUUGUAUCAUGAAUAAAAUUUGGGCUUAUUUUGCAAAGUUUUUUUUUUUAUCUAU
Messenger RNA from Magallana angulata, 3214 nucleotides. RefSeq lists its product as uncharacterized. The transcript has 2 exons. NCBI's taxonomy places the organism in Eukaryota, Metazoa, Mollusca, Bivalvia, Ostreida, Ostreidae. The coding region runs from base 167 to 760 and encodes 197 amino acids. The record is from RefSeq and is a predicted model, not a curated record.